GGCUACACUGCAACUUUGCAACUCUGACCUUAUUGCGUAUGUAACUUACAGUCGAUUAUCAUCAUCAAUAAGGCUCCAAUAUCCUACUUUGUAUAGGUACAUGCAUAGCCUAUAGUUGCCAACCACCAGUCCCCUUGCGCCAAACAUUAUGUAAAACAAAUCUCAGUAUAACACCAGACCGGCCAAAGCUCCGCCUCCAUGUAACAAAACAUGGACUGUAAAAAGCAGCCAAUGGCGCCGAUGGCGAAUUGCUACCAUGGACAGCGACCACGGAGUGUGCACGUCCAGGAUCUCGUUGCAUUGAAUUUAGAACGUUUUCGUUGCUGUCACUACGUGGGUUUACUUCCGAGCCUAAUGUAAAGCAUUAGGUAGGAGACACAUCGAGCCAGCAGCGAAAAGCGAAAUAGUGUAACGGCAAUACAGCCAUAUCAGAAGACAACAUCUGACUGUAGCCUAUAGACGAUAGAAAGACAUCAGAGAUUUGAUCACUUGACAUGGAGGCUAUUCUUAUUCGAAAUGUGCACAUUUUCUCCAAGAGCUCAUAUAAUCAGAUGGUGCUAUUGCCUUCAUUAUUGCAAUUGGGGAAAACUAAUCAAAAUGUGUAAAGUAUCCUUAUUUCACAUUCUACACUGCUACAAGGUAACGUGGGCUCCUUAAGACAACGAUAUUCUGUUAACUGGUUGAAUUGAGCAAGUUAACUCCGCUUGAGAACCUGAUAAAGGGACAAAUAAUUUCACAUCACUGAGAUCUAAAUGCAAUGCCAGAUUCCACUGCGUCAUGCAACGCGACCAUUAGGCUUCGUCCGCAAUCAUGUAGGCUAAUAGUUAUUAGGCAAUUAAUCAUAAAGUUAUACAUUUUCUGCGUUCCUGUAUCAUUUUCUAGAGUGUAGUAGGUGAACUGUUAUAGUAUACUGCCUAUAGGUUAUACGACGUUUGGAGAAAAGCAAGUCUUAUCCACAUCGCUGACUUCAGCCGACCACGAACCCCCAGUUCACUCCAGCAGGAAUCACAUCUGAGAGACAAUCUACCCGCAAUGGCCAGGCUGCGGAAGAAAGCGUGCAUAGCUCUGUUUUUAUUUACACUCUUCGUUUUUGGAACCAUGAUGGGUUUGAGAACUCUGAAGCCCAGCGAUGGGUUCUCAGACCUGGCCCCGGGGUUGGGCCUCCUGCCGAUGAUUGGAGGAAGGAUGGACCGGCGCUCGGUGUCCCAAGACGUCGUCUCCUCCCCGGGGCAGGUGCGCGCCAAAGUAGUUUUAUCAAACUCGGGACCUGAAGGAACCAUAUUUUACGACGUCCACAUAUUUUACAGCGUGUGGUACGGGAACCCGUCGAUGGAUGGGAAAUACAUGCACUGGGACCAUGUCCUCGUGCCACACUGGGACCCCAAAAUCGCCGCCAGUUACCCGAAAGGGAGGCAUAUGCCGCCGGAGGACAUCGGCUCCAGUUUCUACCCUGAGCUCGGUCCGUACAGCUCGAGAGAUCCGGAUGUAUUGGAGUCACACAUGGAGCAGAUUGGAGCGGCUGCUGCAGGGGUGCUGGUGCUGUCCUGGUAUCCUCCGGGCCUGGCCGAUGACAACGGGGAGCCCACAGAGGACCUGGUGCCGGCCGUCUUGGACGCUGCUCACAGACACAACCUCAAGGUUGCAUUUCACCUCCAGCCUUACAGAGGGCGGAGCGACCACAGUGUCCAUGACAACAUCAAGUAUAUCAUCGACAGGUACGGGGACCACGGAGCCUUCUACAAGUUCACCUCUAGCACGGGGAAUAUUCUGCCUCUGUUCUACAUUUAUGACUCGUAUCUGACGCCGCCCGAGAACUGGUCCGACCUGCUCCACCCCACGGGCUCCCACAGCCUGCGCGGCACGGCGUACGACAGUGUCUUCAUCGCCCUCAUUGUGGAGGAGCGCCACAAGCACGACAUUCUUGCCGGUGGUUUCGAUGGCAUGUACACGUACUUCGCCUCCAACGGGUUUUCUUUUGGUUCAUCCCACCAGAACUGGAUCGCCGUCAAGGCGUUCUGCGACGGUAACAACCUGUUAUUUAUACCUAGCGCCGGGCCAGGUUACAUCGACACCGCGGUCAGACCGUGGAACAACCACAACACGCGCAACCGCGUCAACGGUCGCUACUACGAGACGGCCUUGCAGGCAGCGCUGAACGUGCGGCCCGAGAUAGUCACUAUAACGUCGUUCAAUGAGUGGCACGAGGGCACACAGAUCGAGAGGGCUGUGCCAAAAAAGACGGUGACCAGGUUGUAUUUGGAUUACCAGCCGCACCAACCUGAACACUACCUGGAGCUCACCAGGAGGUGGGCAGAGCAGUUCAACAAGGAGAAAGAGACAUGGCUCAUGUGAACUGGCACUGUGUGUGUGUGUGAAAGAGAGAGAAAAAGCAUGAGUGACUGUAGAGGUUUAUGAAUGUGUGAGAGACAAGUGCGUGGGAAUUGGACUGGCGAAAAAACAAGAAAAAAAAUCCUGUUGGUGAAAAAUUGCAUUACGUGGUACAUUUGGGAUAUUCUACAGUUGACACUUAUGUGCAACAAUAAGCUCCCCAUCCUGCUUGCCAUAUCUCUGCCCUGGAUUUUGUCUCCCGAUAACCUCCAGACAAACCCCAUCCCUGCUACAAGCAUGGAUGGACACGUCAAUAGUCCAAUAUACAGUACACUCUGUCCUACUUUGACAAACCACUGCCCAAUGUAACCAUCUGUUUGGUACAAUGCACCCUGGCAUGACUUUUCUUUCUGCACAAUCCUUUUAAGUUUUAAAGUGAUAAUUCCAAUAAAAUAGACCAGGUGACAUU
Messenger RNA from Oncorhynchus mykiss (rainbow trout), 2797 nucleotides. RefSeq names its product glycoprotein endo-alpha-1,2-mannosidase-like protein. NCBI's taxonomy places the organism in Eukaryota, Metazoa, Chordata, Actinopteri, Salmoniformes, Salmonidae. The record is from RefSeq and is a predicted model, not a curated record. Gene Ontology annotation, molecular function: alpha-mannosidase activity.